AUGGCAUCUUCGGCACCGCCCGCCGCCGGCCAGAAGAAGGACGACAAGCCGGCCGACCAGGCCGCCAAGCCCGAGACACAGCAGAAGUCGGCCGCGCUCGAGGAGGACGACGAGUUUGAGGACUUCCCCGUCGACGACUGGGACAUGGAGGAGACCGAGGGCGGCGCCAGCAACGAGGCCACCACCCAGAAGCACCUGUGGGAGGAGUCAUGGGACGACGACGACACGAGCGAUGACUUUUCGCAGCAACUUAAGGAGGAACUGAAGAAGGUCGAGGCCUCGAAGCGCAGAUGA
This is a messenger RNA of Gaeumannomyces tritici R3-111a-1, 294 nucleotides long. RefSeq lists its product as hypothetical. Gene Ontology annotation, cellular component: proteasome regulatory particle, lid subcomplex; proteasome complex. Lineage: Eukaryota; Fungi; Ascomycota; Sordariomycetes; Magnaporthales; Magnaporthaceae. Bases 1 to 294 code for a protein of 97 amino acids. The record is from RefSeq and is a predicted model, not a curated record. The transcript has 3 exons. Gene Ontology annotation, biological process: proteasome assembly; double-strand break repair via homologous recombination; mRNA export from nucleus.